Molecule: messenger RNA, 586 nt
Organism: Ruditapes philippinarum (Manila clam)
Lineage: Eukaryota; Metazoa; Mollusca; Bivalvia; Venerida; Veneridae
Exons: 4
Coding region: 170-586 (138 amino acids)
Source: RefSeq, a predicted model, not a curated record
AAGCUGAUGAAAGCCGCAAUUACAUUUGCUGAUAAUGUUUAAUUCCCUAUAAAUGCUGGAAGUGUUAAUACAAAAUCAACAUUUUAGGAAAUACUUCCUAAAUCUAGCAGAAGAAGCAAAGUAAUAAGAAUUCGUAUGUCACCACUGGACUGAAGAAGACAACAAUGCGAUGCCCCAAGGACGUACACCAGAGGAUGAAAGACAAUAUUGUGAAGAUGUCUUAGGUUAUGUGUUUACACAAGGAGAAAAUGAAUUCUAUCCAAAAUGUGGACAAUGCUGGUGCUGUAAACCAGAUGGAGAGGAACUUCUGGUUAAUGAAAGUUUGGUAUGCUACCACUGGACUGAAGAAGACAACAACGCGAUGCCCCAAGGUCGUACAGCAGAGGAUGAAAGAUAUUAUUGUGAAGAUGUUUUAGGCUAUACGUUUUCAAAAGGAGAAAAUGUAAACUACCCGAACUGCGGGAUAUGUUGGUGUUGUAGACCAAAAGUCUUUCCAGCUUUGCUGGUGGAUGGAGGCCUACGUGGCCUUCCGUGUAUUAUAUCAUGCACGAACGGGAACCUGAAUAGAACCUCCGACCUUCCGUAA